AUGCAGGAGGUCCAGCAGAGCAAGGAGAAGACAUUGGCCAACAACCGAACCCUGGCAGAGCAAAACCUCACCCUCCAGCCCCAGCUUGAACAGAGGAAGGAGCAGCUCACCAAGCGCUACAAUUGUCUUCAAGAGAGCUAUGAGUCCUAUCAGCUACGCAAAUCUACAAUGGACCACAAGUCAGGGAACAGCUCCCUGGACACUCUACUGGCUCUGCUGCAGGCAGAGGGAGCCAAAAUAGAAGAAGAGACUGAGAACAUGGCUGACUCUUUCCUGGAUGGUGAUGUAACCUUGGACGUCUUUAUCGAUGCCUACCAAAACAACAGAAAGCUGGCCCAUCUAAGGCGAGUGAAGAUCGAGAAGCUGCAAGAAAUGGUGCUGAAGGGCCAGCGGCUCCCUCAAGUGCCGCUCUCUUCCACCCGAUCUCAGGACGUGUCAGCUGCAACGUCCCUGCUGACCGACGGCAGUGACAACGCUUCUCCUCUCAGCCAGCCCAAAAGAAAGCCACCGCCUCCUCCAUCUCAACCAGCCCCUGUUCUGAAUCCAUCUCCAACCCCAGCCUCGGUUCCCCAGGCUCCUGUUUUCUUCUCUGCAUCACCGUACCCACCAAUUCCUCCCAGAACAGGCCAGCCCUUCCCCAGCGUUUCCUCUGGAUAUCCCAACCACUACCUCUCCCAGUACCCGCCUGCUCUGCCUCAGAGGCCCUCACCUCGUAUUGCCCCACAACCUGGCUUCAUUCUGCAGUAAAUUAAAAGAAAGAAAAAAUGAUUUUUGGGUCUUUGUCACUACUGGAACUCCUUUGAGAACAAGUUUUCAAUAUUAUCUGCCUUCUUGGAUUUUGACCAAUCACAACACAAGAAAGCAGACCUUCACUGGCUGGUCUGGUCACAUUCAGCUGAGGCAGAUCUCCAAAACCCUCUGGGGAUUCAUGCUCACCACUACCUUGCACCAACCCUCCCAACAAAAUAAACAAGGUAGAUGAGAUGGCCUUCAAAAUCUGGCUCAGCCAGAGUUCCUUUAGCAGAAGGAGGCUCCAUCCCCAUCUACAGGCUGCUGCUGSUGACGUAAGCACCAGUCUGUGGAUCACAGAGCUGGGACUUGUCACUCAUCAGCACUUUAAGUCUGCCAGUCUUUUCCCUCUUUCUAACAUGUUCAAGUUUAUUUUUUGGGAAACCUAAAGUUCUUUUGAAAAGGAUUUGAAAUCCUCGUGCUUAUUCACAGCAUACUAAUUUAUAUGCAAGCAAGAAGAGACCCAGGUUACUGUGCAGACGUCGUUUCCCAGAAAAGAUUCAGGCAAAAACUGCUUAUAUGCUGUGAUUUCUUUAAAGAAAAAGAAAAAAAGAAAAUUCCCACGGUACUUAGUAAUAUUUGAAUUUCAGCAUCAUUUACUGAUUUAGUACUAAUGGAGUUCUAAUAAUCUUAUCCAGGAUAGACUGACUAACGUGUAUAAAGGAGGUCUUUGGUUGGUCUGGGUCAUGGUGGCUGACUGGUUUAUCUCUGGGCAGGAGUCAGAAAGGAUCAGGCCUGUAGAGCCUGUGCUAUAAAUGAAGGAUUACACUCCAGGUGUCUGUUGUUCUGCAGCACUCCUUUUAUGAUGUCUGUUGUAUUUAAACACACUCAGCUGAUGGAAAUCUGAUGCCAACAGUUCUUUGGAUCACAUACAUGCUGUAUGUUUCUGUUCAGUUACCUGCCACACUGAGCGCCAAAGACUUACCACGAGUCUGUUUUCAGUUCUUUCUAAAGGUUUUUUGUUUUGUGUGUUUGUGUGUAUAAGUGAAGCAUUUAGUACAAACAUCAUUGUUACCAAACAUAUCUGUGAUGUCAGAACACUCUUUGUAAACAUACAAGCCAUAAAUCUGAGAGGAGCACCCUGGCUUUGUUAGGAGAACUUGAACUUUAGUGUGAUAUUAAAAAUAUUUUUCCUCCCUCUCUCCUUUCUGGCUGCUGUGCACUGUUGAAGAGCCACGAGUGCCUACACUGAAAAAUCACGUUCAUCACGUUCUGCUGAAGAAUUCAUGUGUUUCUGCGCUCAGCUUUAGGUGUUAGAGCCUCCUCCACCAUGAUUCAUUAGAUUGGCAUUUUCUCUUUUCUUCCUCCUACUGUAUUUUCUGUCCCCUCCUCUGGGAGAAAGAAGUCCAAUCAGCCUGAUCAGCAUGGCUUCUCCAGUAGCAGGGAGACAAUACGCAACAUACCAGAGACCAGGAACACCCCCGGGCUCCAUGCUGUGCAGUGUGUGUGCUCGUCUUCCAUUCCCUGAGCAGAACGUUUUAUAUUUUCACCAUGAUGUUCAACUUUUAAUUUAGACGUUCUUAGAAAAAUAACAAGGCUCUGAAAUGAUUUGCUUCAUAUCAGUGAUGGUUCGCCUCAAAGACUGACUCAUCGCAACAAAUAGGAAAUACUACAACAAUAAAUAUAGGUUUCUCAUUGAACCAGCAUUUCUAACUGCAUGGCCUUUGCUUUUAGUUCAGUUAAAAAAAAUCCUCUUAAAUGUUUGCUGCUUUUUUUUUACACUCAUCUUCCCCGGAAUCCAUGGUUUUUAUGUGGUUGGUGAUAAUUCUAGUGUAAUGUUGUAGGUAUUUACUUUGAAAGAAUGUUUAAGUUGAAUUUAAUGCYAUUUUCAAGUUCAAUAAAUGUUGUUUUUUGUAUCA
This is a messenger RNA of Austrofundulus limnaeus, 2648 nucleotides long. It is a transcript of the gene vps37ba, whose product is annotated as VPS37B subunit of ESCRT-I a. The record is from RefSeq and is a predicted model, not a curated record. NCBI's taxonomy places the organism in Eukaryota, Metazoa, Chordata, Actinopteri, Cyprinodontiformes, Rivulidae. Gene Ontology annotation, biological process: ubiquitin-dependent protein catabolic process via the multivesicular body sorting pathway; protein targeting to membrane; protein targeting to vacuole. Gene Ontology annotation, cellular component: ESCRT I complex.